AUGUCAUUCAAAUCUGUUGCGCUGGAAAAAGGGAGUGCUGAUCGAUCUAAUUCCAGCAGAAAGAAGGGAAUGGUUCUACCAUUUCUACCGCUUUGCAUGACCUAUGAGAACUUGAGAUAUGCAGUAGAUAUGCCAAAGGAAAUGAAAGCACAAGGUAUUCCUGAAGACAGGCUGGAGCUUUUGAAAGGUGUAAGUGGUGCUUUCAGGCCAGGAGUACUAACCGCCUUAAUGGGGGUUAGUGGGGCUGGAAAGACUACUCUGAUGGAUGUCUUGGCGGGUAGAAAAACAGGUGGAUACAUUGAAGGAACAAUAACUAUAUCAGGUUAUCCGAAGAAACAAGAAACCUUUGCUCGCAUUGCUGGAUACUGCGAGCAAUUCGACAUUCACUCUCCUAAUGUUACUGUAUAUGAGUCCUUGCAAUAUUCAGCUUGGCUCAGACUGCCUCGAGAAAUUGAUGCCAACACUAAAAAGAUGUUUAUUGAUGAAAUCAUGGAACUUGUGGAGCUGACCCCACUGAGGGAUGCAAUUGUUGGAUUGCCUGGAAUCAAUGGUCUUUCAACAGAGCAACGGAAAAGGUUAACGAUUGCUGUGGAGCUUGUAGCCAAUCCAUCUAUAAUAUUCAUGGAUGAACCAACAUCAGGGCUGGAUGCUAGAGCAGCUGCAAUAGUUAUGAGAACCGUAAGAAACACAGUGGAUACAGGCCGAACAGUUGUUUGCACCAUUCAUCAGCCAAGCUUUGACAUCUUUGAUUCUUUUGAUGAAUUGGUACUCUUAAAGCGAGGAGGAGAAGAGAUAUAUGUUGGUCCAUUAGGAAAAAACUCUUCUGAGCUCAUUGACUACUUUCAGGCAAUCCCUGGAGUCAGUAAGAUAAAAGACGGUUAUAACCCGGCGACUUGGAUGUUGGAGGUGACUUCUGUUGCACGAGAAGCAGCUCUCGGAAUUGAUUUUGCAGAUUUUUAUCAAACUUCUGACCUGUACUGGAGAAAUAAAGCUUUGAUUGAUGAGCUCAGUGUACCUGCACCAGAUUCUGAAGAGUUGCACUUUGCUACUCGGUACUCACAGUCAUUUUACACCCAAUUUCUAGCCUGCCUGUGGAAACAACAUUGGUCUUAUUGGCGGAAUCCAGGAUACUCAGUAGUGAGACUCUUUUAUUCCAAUGCCAUUGCCUUGAUGUUUGGAACAAUAUUCUGGAAUCUUGGCACCAAAAGGAAUAAAGAACAAGACCUUUUCAAUGCCAUGGGCUCCAUGUAUGCAGCUGUGCUAUCAUUAGGAGUACAAAAUUCUUCAACAAUUCAACCUGUUGUUGCUAUUGAGAGAACAGUCUUUUAUAGAGAAAAAGCUGCAAGGAUGUAUUCGGCGCUGCCAUACGCCUUUGCUCAGAUGGUGAUUGAGCUUCCUUAUACAUUUAUUCAAGCUGUCAGUUAUGGGAUUAUAGUUUACGCGAUGAUUGGAUUCGAAUGGACAGCUGCAAAGUUCUGUUGGUACCUCUUCUUCAUGUAUAUGACCUUGUUGUACUACACCUUCUACGGCAUGAUGUCAGUUGCAGUAACACCCGACCCCAGCAUUGCAGCCAUUGCUUCAUCAGUUUUUUACUCAAUAUGGAAUCUGUUUUCAGGAUUUGUAAUUCCUCGAACGAGAAUUCCAAUAUGGUGGAGGUGGUACUAUUACAUUUGCCCUGUCUCUUGGACAUUGUAUGGAUUGCUUACUUCACAGUUUGGAGAUAUCCAGGAAGAGCUUGAAUCAAAUGAAACAGUCGAACAGUUCUUGAGGAGUUACUUCGGAUACAGGCGCGAGUUCUUGGGAUAUGUUGCACUGAUCAUCACUGGAUUCGCGGUGCUUUUCGCGUUCAUUUUUGCCUUCUCAAUCAGGCAAUUCAACUACCAGAAAAGGUGAAGAGUUCUGAAAGAAUGCCAAACCUCAGGAAACUCUUCUGAGUUUCGGAAGAGAGAUAAACAUCUUAUAUUUAUGAAACAUGAUUGGUUGGUUACAUGUAGAGUUUCAACAUUGUGGUCUACUUUCUUAUAAAGCAGAUAUAUAAUGAACUCUCUAAGAUUUUACGCUUUAACGACGCACG
Oldenlandia corymbosa var. corymbosa is the source of this 2074-nucleotide messenger RNA. Lineage: Eukaryota; Viridiplantae; Streptophyta; Magnoliopsida; Gentianales; Rubiaceae. The record is from the annotation of a GenBank genome assembly.